AUGUCUGCUGUCGUGGAGAAAAUCACUGACGCUGCUGCCGCCGCCGUCAACGACGUUACCAACGCUCUGGCCAACACCUCUCUGACUGGCAACAAGUCCGCUGACGAGAAGCCCGCCGCCAACGAUGCUGUCCUUGCCAGCGCUGCCGAAGGUCGCCGCCUCUACAUCGGCAAUCUUGCCUAUGCGACAACGGAGGGGGAGUUGAAAGAAUUCUUCAAGGGCUACCUUGUUGAGUCUGUUUCCAUUCCCAAGAACCCUCGCACCGACCGCCCCGUCGGCUACGCCUUCGUCGACCUCUCUACCCCUAGCGAGGCUGAGCGUGCCAUCGCUGAGCUCUCCGGCAAGGAGAUCCUCGAGCGCAAGGUCUCCGUCCAGCUCGCUCGCAAGCCCGAGUCUAACGAGAAGGCCGAGGGUGCCAACGGUGAGGGCCAUGAGGGCACUCGCCGCCGCCAGUCCACUCGUGGCCGCGGUCGCGCCGGUCGUGGCCGUGGCGGACGCGCUCGUGGCGAUCGUGGCGAGAAGAAGGAGGAGGGUGCCGAGGGCUCCACUUCCCCUGCUACCGAGGCUCUGAAGGACAUCACCAACGAGACUCACAACAGCGACAACAAGGCCAGCAAGCCCCACAACCGCUCUCCCCGUGAGCGCCGCGAGCGCGGCCCCCCGGCUGACGGUAUUCCUUCCAAGACCAAGGUUAUGGUCGCCAACCUCCCCUACGACCUGACCGAGGAGAAGCUUAAGGAACUUUUUGCUGCCUACCAGCCUUCCUCCGCGAAGAUUGCUCUUCGCCCCAUCCCCCGCUUCAUGAUUAAGAAGCUUCAGGCCCGGGGUGAGCCCCGCAAGGGCCGUGGCUUCGGCUUCGUUACCCUUGCCUCGGAGGAGCUCCAGCAGAAGGCUGUUGCUGAGAUGAACGGCAAGGAGAUCGAGGGCCGCGAGAUCGCUGUCAAGGUCGCCAUCGAUAGCCCCGACAAGACCGACGAGGAGGCCAACGAACCCGAGGGCGAGGCCCAGACCCAGGCCCCCACCAACGGCACUACCGAGCAGGCUGGCGCUGCUGUCACUGCCUCUGCUUAA
This is a messenger RNA of Neurospora hispaniola, 1071 nucleotides long. RefSeq lists its product as uncharacterized. The record is from RefSeq and is a predicted model, not a curated record. Bases 1 to 1071 code for a protein of 356 amino acids. Gene Ontology annotation, cellular component: nucleus; ribonucleoprotein complex; cytoplasm. The transcript has 4 exons. Gene Ontology annotation, molecular function: mRNA binding. NCBI's taxonomy places the organism in Eukaryota, Fungi, Ascomycota, Sordariomycetes, Sordariales, Sordariaceae.